This is a messenger RNA of Tupaia belangeri chinensis (Chinese tree shrew), 3833 nucleotides long. RefSeq names its product coiled-coil domain containing 73 (gene CCDC73). The record is from RefSeq and is a predicted model, not a curated record. Bases 172 to 3417 code for a protein of 1081 amino acids. The transcript has 18 exons. Lineage: Eukaryota; Metazoa; Chordata; Mammalia; Scandentia; Tupaiidae.
GGGAAAUGCGGCUUCGCGGAGGCAACUCAGAGAGAGGCUGUUCUCCCUGCCCGCGGCCUCCCUGCCCCGGUCCCGUUAGAACCUGCCCCCUGCGGGGCACCUGCCACUUCCUGGAGGGCCUCGGCUCGGGCUCUGCCUCGGCCUUGCUGCCCUUCCCGGAGGGAAAUAAACAUGGAGAAUAAUCGCAAGGCUGAGUCAUCAUCAUCUACCUUUACUCUUCAAACUUCUGAAACAUUGUUUUCUAUUCAACUAUUAGAUUUCAAAACAAGUUUGUUGGAAGCAUUAGAAGAACUGCGCAUGAGAAGGGAAGCAGAAACUCAAUAUGAAGAGCAGAUUAGUAAAAUUAUAGUCGAGACACAAGAACUUAAGUGGCAAAAGGAAACUCUUCAGAAUCAGAAGGAAACAUUAGCAAAGCAACACAAAGAAGCAAUGGCAGUUUUUAAAAAGCAGUUGCAAAUGAAGAUGUGUGCCUUGGAAGAAGAAAAGGGAAAAUAUCAACUUGCUACAGAAAUAAAAGAAAAGGAAAUAGAAGGAUUGAAAGAAACAUUAAAAACAUUACAGGUUUCUAAAUAUUCUUUACAGAAGAAAGUGAGUGAAAUGGAACAAAAGGUCCAGUUACAUCUUCUGGCCAAAGAAGAUUAUCAUAAGCAACUGAAUGAAAUUGAGAAAUACUAUGCUACAGUAACAGGUCAAUUUGGAGUGGUAAAAGAAAAUCAUGAAAAGUUAGAACAAAAUGUACAGGAAGCAAUACAACUAAACAAAAGACUUUCAGCUUUGAAUAAGAAACAAGAAUCUGAAAUAAGCAGUUUAAAGAAGGAACUAAAAAGGGUAGCCUCAGACUUGAUGAAGUCCAAGGUCACAUGUCAAUACAUGAUGGGAGAAGAAAGCAUCAGUCUAACAAUUAAGGAACAAAAAUUUCAAGAACUUCAAGAAAGACUCAAUAUGGAAUUGAAAUUAAAUAAGAAGAUAAAUGAAGAGAUUACCCAUAUUCAAGAAGAGAAGCAGGGUGUCAUCGUUUCUUUCCAACACAUGCAGCAGUUACUUCAGCAACAAACUCAAGCUAAUGCUGAAAUGGAGGCGGAAUUGAAGGUGCUAAAAGAAAAUAACCAGACCCUUGAAAGAGAUAAUGAGCUGCAAAGGGAGAAGGUAAAAGAAAAUGAAGAAAAGUUCCUGAAUCUUCAGAAUGAGCACGAGAAAGCACUAGGAACUUGGAGAAGACAUGUUGAAGAACUUAAUGGAGAAAUUAGUGAAAUGAAAAAUGAAUUAUCAUCACUUAAAGAAACUUAUGCUCAGUUACAAGAACAUUGUAAUAAAUUAUGUGAUCGGAACAAGUUUGAGGAAAGCAAGAAGGUUCAGAAUAUACCAGAAGUAAAUAAUACAAACAGUGAAAUGUCAACUGAAAAAUCAGAAAACACCAUUAUACAGAAAUACAAUUUUGGGCAAGCGAUAAGAGAAGGAAAUCCUGAAAGUUUUUGUUCAGAUACUGAAUAUGGAGAAAAGAAAGAAAAGAAAGAAGGUCUCCCUGUAGAAGAAAUCAUUAUAGAAGAUUUGCAACUUUUUGAAAAAUGCUUCAAGAAUGAGAUUGGUACUGCCUUCCUUCAGGAUGAAAAUCAAAGUGAAACCCCUCUACGUGAAAUCCUCUGCCUCGAUAAAGAAGUCACCAGACUAGGACAAGUCUUGAAUGUGGCUGACUUACAAUCAGUUACUACAGAGCUAAAAGACACUGUGUGUUUGGAAAAAGACGACAAAUGUACAGGAUUUAAAUCAGUGAGUAAACCUUUUUUAAUCGCGAAUAAGCCAGUAGAAACAGAGCAAGCACCUCCAGGAAGAACCGAAGGAUUAGACAUUCAUCAUGCAGAUGGGCAUCCUGAGGUUGAAAAUAACCAAACGUCACUUCCCCGUGUGCUGGUGGGGAUGGCUCACGAUGCAGAGGACAGGAGAGCUGUUCCUGAAAACCAGCCAUUCAAACAGUACGGUCGGCUUCCAGGCAUUCCAGAAGAUGCUACUGAGAUGGAAAUUAUAGACAGUGACCAGAACAAAGUGCAGUUGGACUCAUCUCUUGAUGAAGAGAUAAAUCUUGUUCAGUGUCAGAAAUCUAGUUUACAGGAUUCAAAUAAUGUGAUGAUAGGUGGCAAACAGUGUACAACAAAGCAAAUGCAACUGCAAAAUAAAAAAAGUAAGAGCAGCCUGUCAUCUUUGAAACAAACCUCCAAUUUUCAGCAGGUCCCUUGCAGUGAUACUUCAGAGAGACCUGAGCAGGCGGCUCCUUGCCAUGGAGUGGCAGAUCACCCUGUUUCCCCUGCUGCUCUUGAGCAGCAUUUGAAAGCACUCCUUAGGAAUUCAGAUAAAAGUCUUAACAUUACGCCUGUGUUGGCGAAAUCCAGCUCAAGGCCGGGGGAAAGAAAUAUAUGGAAAGAUAUGAAUAUGAAACCUCGCACGCCUGACCGGCCAUCUGAGAGCUGCUGGGGCUGUCUAGAAAAGAGCAGGAAGGCCACUUGCCAUCUUCAGGCUGACAGCGAGGACAGCCACGCUCCACAAGCCAAAGAGGCAAGAACUGUCGUCCACACAAAGGCUUCCACAGGAAUUCCGCUCCCCAGUAAAGAGACUCAGACUGACGAGAAUCAGAUAACUGAAGCCACAAAAAAUGACCCCUUCUUUGUGGAUGUUAACGAAAGACAGCAUACACUGUCAAAUAAUACAAAGAAAACAGAGUCAUUAAAUGACCCAGUUUCAGGAAAAAUGUACAGUGAAGAACAGCUGGAAGAAUCCCAUUCACUUCAUAUAAAGCCAUCAGAAGAUUUAGUAAACAGAAGUGGAAGGUCAGCCUUUGAUCUUUCAACUUCAGAUAAAAAAACUGAGAAAACUCUAGUAUAUACAGAUUUUUUAGAUCCUGGUCCUUGGCCAAAAGUAAAUCAAGCUCAAAGUCAGACAGCGAGCACUUCAACGUGCAGGAUUCCCUUGUUGUUGAGGGAGAGACUGGUAGGGCCGUCAGAAAACAGAAAGAGCGUUUCAGUGAGUCUGCGUGAAAAUGGUGGUGAGGAGAAUGUCAGCAAGGAUGUACCAGAUACGACCAGCAUUAACAGAGUUGCUGACACUUUGAAUAACUGGAGUAUCCAUCCAGAUCCCAAGGGGGAGCCCAGUGAAGAGAGGAAUGCAAUUGCCAAGACUCUUUAUGAUUCUUCUUUUCCCACAGAACAUGUGCAAACAAAGCCUGUGAAGUCUACUCUGUUACAAAGCCACUUGCAGGCAACCAAGUUUGAAGCCGUUACUGAUCUGGCUGCCUCUUCUCCCUGUGAAGACGACUGGCAGAGCCUCCUAACAAAAGAAAUAAAUGAAAUCGAAAAGUUCUUAAGCUUAGAAAACGACAACCAACCUAAAAAAAGAAAAGCAGAAGAGAUGUUGGAAAAGACAGAUUAAUGCCUGCAGUGGUGAACCAUGCACCAAAAUACUGUUUCUACUAGAACGAAAUGACUUGCAGUACACCUUAAGUUUCACAACUGUCCUCAUUCUUCCAGACUGCCUGAUGUUACUGUUUUGUAUCUGCUCUGCAAACGCGUCAUUUAAGAUAGCUGCCCUGUAAUUAUAGCUUGCCGUCAGCACCCAAUUAUUCCCCUUUAAAUUUGUCUUCCCUUUGUAGAGCCUUUCUUCAAAGUGGGGCCCUUCUGUCCUUACAGAACAGAACUUACCCAGCAGCCCUUCACCAGCAAUUACUUCGUAUCCCCUGGAAUUUGAUUUUACUUUUUGAGAUGAUAAAUGUCCAGACUAGGCAAGUUUUAGUUCAUAACAUUUUACUGUGAUUUGGGGUUUUCCCCUCCCAAAUGAACAAAAUUAAA